CAUUUCCUCUUCAGUAUGCUCCGGCUGGUGCAAUCUCAUAUUCGUGCAAUGGUGUGCUUGUCAGGUUUCAACAUUAGCACUGUAUGAUUUAUUAUGGGAGCAGGAUGCAAAACUAGCACUGCCUCUAACUUCCCUCGCUCUAGUGGUGACUGCAGAAGACCACGUCCAGUCUGCUCCCGUAAGGCUGUAUCUUCAAUAUGAUGGCAAACAUCACGUCUCCCAACGUGAGCCUCUCCAGCACAACCAGCAGUGGCCUUGGAACUGGCAAUAUCAUUGGUAUCACCAUACUGGUUGUGGCCUUCGUAUUUGGCUUCCCCGGCAACCUAUUUGUGGUAUGGACAAUUAUGUGCCGCAUUACUCGCCGUUCAGUCACCUGCCUGAUGGUUCUGAACCUGUCAAUAGCUGAUGCUCUGCUGCUCCUCACUGCUCCCCUUUUUAUGCGAUUUUUGGCAGCUGGCACUUGGGAAUUUGGACCAGUUGUCUGCAAGUUGAUCCAUUACCUUGGUUGUGUCAAUAUGUACGCUUCAAUUUUCCUCAUUUGUAUCAUGAGCCUGGACCGUUAUGUAGCUGUGAACUGGCCUGUAAUCUCACAGCAACUCCGAACAAAGAAGUCCAUGAUGAAAAUACUGCUGGGCCUUUGGAGUUUGGCUUUUCUCUUUGCCUUACCCAUGCUAUUUUAUCGCAAGGAUCUUCAGCCAUACCUAAACAAAGGCCUCACUAUUUAUAUUUGCAUGCCUUAUCACCCUUCCAGCAAUCACAAAAUCUUCCAGUAUCUGAUGGAGUCCAUUUCUGGUUUUUUCUUACCUUUCAUCCUCAUUGUAUUCUGCUAUACUAAUGUAGGCCGCAAGCUACAAGACGCCAGAUUUAAGAAGAGACAGAGGACAAGCAGACUGAUUCUGAUCAUUGUUGUGGCUUUCACAGUUUUUUGGCUGCCCUACCACAUUGUCAACAUGAUGCUAGUGUCGGGAAUUUUGAACAACUCAACAAGGAUUUUGAAAGCCGCUCAGACCAUGAAGCCUAACGUGACAGCCUUUGCUUUCUUAAGCAGCAGCAUUAAUCCAAUCCUCUACGUCUUUGCUGGGAGCUCCUUUAUUCGCUCUGCUGGUGUGAACUUCAUGGCGAAAUUGUUUGUGGCCACUAAUUCUGAUGGAUCAUCACGGGGUUUUUCACGCACUACCAAGAUCAGCCGCAAUGACUCAGUUGAAAUGACCAAAAUACCAGAUACUAAUUCAAUCAAAGACAAGACUUGUGGAAAACUCAUGCUCUCCUAAUGUCUUCAACAUCCUCUUUUCAGGCAAGUUUAUAUUUUAGGCACAUGUAGGGCAUGAACAACAGAGCUGAGAAAGACAGUGAACCUGAUGCUGUAUUGUAGAACUAACUUUGCUACCCACCUGAGAUAGGUUGAAACCUAAGUAAUCAACUUAUGUAGCCCUCAUUGUUAAUGUUUUCAGGACACCAUGUAAUGCAUACGUCUCUGUUAUAUGCUAUUUAGUAUAAGGACACCCAGACAGACGCACAGGCUCUUAUUCUAUCAUUAAGAUGGAUACCCUCCCAGUGGUAGUUUAGAAGACACAAAUCUACUACUCAUUUAGUUUAAGUCCAAUAGAUAAACAUUCACCUCAGAAUCCAUGGGUUCUAGACUGGUGUCACUGUGUGGGGAUGCGAAAUGCAGAAGAAGAUCAUAAGUGGUUUGUGCUGGUGACAUUAUGUUGUCUACAAGAUAAAGAAGCAGUUUGUUUUUAUAGAAAUAAGAGGUCCUAUUUUUCAUUUAUGAAAUAAAUGUGAAGCAAAAAACCAGUCACUUUUUUGACACUUUACUUUCUCCCAUUCAAAUACCACAUGCAAUAUGAAGACUUUUCUGUUUUUCUGAUGUGAUGUUAAUUUCACACAUUUUAAAUUUAAAUCAUAAGCAGUAGGGUGGGGUUGGAACUAGUGGCGUUGCCUAUCAAUUCCAUGUAGGGUUAGAAUCCUGGCCAGUCACUCUCUCUUUGGAGUUUGCAUGUUCUUCCUGUGUCUGGAUGGGGUUUUCUUUCACGCACUUUCAGAAGAUGGGAGGCACGAUGGCACA
Molecule: messenger RNA, 2068 nt
Organism: Erpetoichthys calabaricus (reedfish)
Lineage: Eukaryota; Metazoa; Chordata; Cladistia; Polypteriformes; Polypteridae
Product: leukotriene B4 receptor 1-like
Exons: 3
Coding region: 198-1271 (357 amino acids)
Biological process (GO): inflammatory response; phospholipase C-activating G protein-coupled receptor signaling pathway; positive regulation of cytosolic calcium ion concentration
Cellular component (GO): plasma membrane
Molecular function (GO): leukotriene receptor activity; complement receptor activity
Source: RefSeq, a predicted model, not a curated record